UAAAUAAUUGUGGUUGAAUAACAUAUUCACUGAACAACAUGGGAUCUUCAAGAUGUUUCAUUGUCAGUGUGACACUGUUAGUCCUCCUCAUCAUGACUGCAGAUUUGUGUUUCAAGAACGCAGAAGCGCAAGAACCCAUUGAUCCAUUACCACCCCGAGCACCAUCACCACAACCACCACACCGACCAAUACGCCGAGCACCACCCCCACCACCGCACCAAACACCACACACCCACUCACGUCACCAUUCACGCCAUUCACACCAACCACCACCAUCUUUAUCAACUUCUUAAUCAUGUAUUAUUAGUUCUUAAUAAAGAAUGGUUAUUUUGUUUCA
Messenger RNA from Vigna unguiculata (cowpea), 337 nucleotides. RefSeq lists its product as uncharacterized. Lineage: Eukaryota; Viridiplantae; Streptophyta; Magnoliopsida; Fabales; Fabaceae. The record is from RefSeq and is a predicted model, not a curated record.